This is a messenger RNA of Rhodamnia argentea, 831 nucleotides long. RefSeq names its product agamous-like MADS-box protein AGL82. Gene Ontology annotation, molecular function: DNA-binding transcription factor activity, RNA polymerase II-specific; RNA polymerase II cis-regulatory region sequence-specific DNA binding; protein dimerization activity. The record is from RefSeq and is a predicted model, not a curated record. Gene Ontology annotation, biological process: positive regulation of transcription by RNA polymerase II. NCBI's taxonomy places the organism in Eukaryota, Viridiplantae, Streptophyta, Magnoliopsida, Myrtales, Myrtaceae. The coding region runs from base 13 to 816 and encodes 267 amino acids. The transcript is spliced from 2 exons.
CUAGGGCAAGCGAUGAUUCAGCGAGAGGUGUUUCUUCUACAAGGGAAAAGGACGUCUCGGCUUAGUCGGACCCAAACGUUUGACGACGAAACCCUAAGCCUUCGAAUCAACAUGGGUCGCGCUAAACUGAAGCUCGAACUCAUGUCCAAUUCAAGAUCUCGCAGAAUCACGUUCGAGAAAAGAAAGAAGGGACUGAUGAAGAAGGCCGAGGAAUUCAAAAUCCUCUGCGGCGUCGACACGUCUGUGAUCAUCUACCCAAUAGGAAUGCCCGGCGAGGGCCUGGUCGAGCCGGAGAUCUGGCCGCCAGACACUAAGGAGGUGGAGCGCAUCUUCCGCCGCUAUCGAAGUGAGGCCGCGGAUCGCCGUGCCAAGCACGCCAGCGGGCUGCGCGAGUUCUUCGCAAGCCGGAAGAAGAAGAUUGAUGCUGAGGUCGCCGAGAUCCGCAAGGCCAACUGGGAGGCCAAGUAUCCAGUCUCGGACGAGUUCCUCAAAGGUCUGCCAGAGCCUCAAUUGACCUCGCACCUGAGCGCCGUGGGCAACAGACUCAAGCAGGCAAAGACGAGGCUUGCCACAAUGAGGGAGGAGAAGAGAAGGGUCGAGAUGGCGGCGACAAGUGACUGGAUUGUAGCCAGCGGCAGAGUGGACCUCCAUGCAAGUAAUGCAGGCUUCAUGCAAGAUGAUGGGGUGGUCGAAGCCAGAAUGCCUUUUGAGUUCGUGUAUCAACAGUGGGAGCAAUCCAUGAUUGUCCGUUACCAGUUACCAUUGAGUUCCUUACCGCCUGACUAUUCAGCCCUGUCAAUGAAGCUCAGAGCGUGACGUGCGACCCCCCUG